AUGGCCUCGCGCCUAGUCGCCGGCCUGCAGGUCCUGGCCCUCGCGGGCACCGCCACGGCAGUCCUGACAUGGGACGAAGCCUACGCCAAGGCCAACACGGCGCUGGCCCGGAUCACGCAGCAGGACAAGGUCAGCCUCGUGUCGGGGAUCGGGUGGGACAAGGGCCCCUGCGUCGGCAACACGGCGCCCGUCUCCGCCAUCAACUACCCGCAGCUGUGUCUCCAAGACGGGCCCACGGGCGUCCGAUUCGGAACGGGCGUCACGGCCUUCACGCCGGGCAUCCAGGCGGCGUCGACCUGGGACGUGGAGCUGAUGAGGCAGCGCGGCCAGUUCCAGGCCGAGGAGCAAAAGGGCUGUGGCGUCCACGUCAUGCUGACCCCCGUCGCGGGAGCGCUCGGCAAGAUCCCCGAGGGUGGGAGGAACUGGGAGGGCUUCGGCGUCGACCCGUACCUCGCCGGCAUCGCCAUGGAGGUGACCAUCGAGGGACAGCAGAGCGUGGGCGUCCAGGCCACGGCCAAGCACUACCUGCUCAACGAGCAGGAGCUGAACAGGAACACGAUGAGCUCCAACGUCGACGACAGGACUCUGCACGAGCUGUACCUGUGGCCGUUUGCUGACGCGGUCCGAGCCAACGUCGCCUCGGUCAUGUGCUCGUACAACAAGAUCAACGGAAGCUGGGCCUGUGAGAAUGAGCACGCUAUGCAGAAGCUGCUCAAAGACGAACUUGGCUUCAAGGGCUACGUCAUGUCCGACUGGAACGCCCAACACACCACCACCGGCUCCGCCAACGCCGGCAUGGACAUGACCAUGCCCGGGUCCGACUUCAACGGCGGCAACGUCCUGUGGGGCCCGCAGCUCAACACGGCCGUCAACAACAACCAGGUCGCCCGCACGCGCCUCGACGACAUGGCCCGCCGCGUCCUGGCCGCCUGGUACCUGACCGAGCAGGACAAGGGCUACCCGCCCAUCAACAUCCGCGCCAACGUCCAGGGCAACCACAAGGAGAACGUGCGCGCCGUCGCCAGGGACGGCAUCGUCCUGCUCAAGAACGACGCCGGCGCCCUGCCGUUCAAGGCGCCCCGGCGCCUGGCCAUCGUGGGCUCGGCUUCCGUGGCCAACCCGCGCGGUAUCAACUCUUGCGUCGAUCGGGGCUGCAACGAGGGCGCGUUGGGGAUGGGAUGGGGCUCCGGCACAACCAACUACCCAUACUUCUCCGCUCCAGCCGACGCCAUCCGGGCCCGGGCCCAGCAGGACGGCGCCACCGUCACCCUCAGCGCGAGCGACAGCACCGCAGACGUGGCCAACACCGUGCGCGACGCCGACGCCGCCAUCGUCUUCCUGACCAGCAACUCGGGAGAGGGCUAUCUGCUGGUGGACGGCAGCUACGGCGACCGGCUGAACCUGGACCCUCUGCACAACGGCAACCAGCUCGUCCAGGCCGUCGCGCAGGCCAACAAGAACACGAUCGUGGUCGUCCACAGCGUCGGUCCCCUGGUGCUCGAGAGCAUCCUCAGCACCCCCGGCGUGACGGCCGUGGUGUGGGCCGGUCUGCCGGGGCAGGAGAGCGGCAACGCGCUCGUCGAUGUGCUGUACGGCUCCGUCAGCCCCAGCGGAAAGCUGCCCUACACCAUUGCCCGCGCGACGGCCGACUACGGCACCGCCAUCGUCCCGGGAGACGACAACUUCCCCGAGGGCCUGUUUGUAGACUACAGGCACUUUGACAGGGCCAACAUCCAGCCCCGGUUCGAGUUUGGCUAUGGACUGUCAUACACAAACUUCACCUACAGCAACAUCAAAGUCGCCAGCACCGUGCGCUCCGGCCCAGCCACCGGCCCCGUCGUGUCGGGCGGGCGCGCCGACCUCUGGGAGACGGUCGCGACCGUGACGGCCACCGUGACCAACUCCGGCGGCGUGGCCGGCGCCGAGGUGGCGCAGCUGUACGUGUCGUACCCCAAGGGCGGCAGCGUGCCCGAGACGCCGCCCCGGCAGCUGCGCGGCUUCAACAAACUCAAGCUCGCGCCGGGCGCCAGCGGCACCGCGACCUUCAACAUCCGCCGCAGGGACCUGAGCUACUGGCACGUCGGGCAGCAGAACUGGGUCGUGCCGGCCGGCGCGUUCGGUCUCGAGGUCGGCGCCAGCAGUCGGGAUCUGAGGCUCAAAGAGAGCAUCACCGUGGUUUGA
This is a messenger RNA of Pyricularia oryzae 70-15, 2181 nucleotides long. RefSeq names its product beta-glucosidase 1. The transcript is spliced from 4 exons. NCBI's taxonomy places the organism in Eukaryota, Fungi, Ascomycota, Sordariomycetes, Magnaporthales, Pyriculariaceae. Bases 1 to 2181 code for a protein of 726 amino acids. Gene Ontology annotation, molecular function: beta-glucosidase activity. Gene Ontology annotation, biological process: glucan catabolic process. The record is from RefSeq and is a predicted model, not a curated record.